Molecule: messenger RNA, 1400 nt
Organism: Oreochromis niloticus (Nile tilapia)
Lineage: Eukaryota; Metazoa; Chordata; Actinopteri; Cichliformes; Cichlidae
Product: Fc receptor-like protein 2
Exons: 7
Coding region: 1-1041 (346 amino acids)
Biological process (GO): cell surface receptor signaling pathway; immune response
Cellular component (GO): external side of plasma membrane
Molecular function (GO): transmembrane signaling receptor activity
Source: RefSeq, a predicted model, not a curated record
AUGUCAUUCUUGGGGGAGUGCAGCAACACCAUCAACAUCAGAGUGACAACUGGUGUGAUCCUGGAGAGCCCUGCUGUUCCUCUGACUGAGGGAGACAGUGUGACACUAAACUGCUCCUAUAAAGAAAAAUAUGCAAAAGGGUCUACAUCCAAUUUCAGUACUGCAUUCUACAGAAAUGGUGCUUUUAUUGGAAAAAGGUCUGAAGGAAGGUUGAGGCUUAUCCAUGUGUCCAAGGAGGACGAAGGCUUCUACAAGUGUGAACAUCCCACAAAAGGAGAGUCACCGGAGAACUGGCUGGAAGUGAGAGGUGAUGAUGAUGAUCAUGAUGCUGCUACUCUCAGCAUCCAUCCCAGCAGGUCAGUCUUCUUCUAUUAUGAAACUGUGACACUGAGCUGUGCAGUGCCAGGCAGCUUCAGCAGCUGGACAGUGAAGAGAAACACCUCCACAAAGUCUUCUGUUUCAUGUGAGACCUGGGGCCAAUUAAACGGGUCAUCCUGCACCAUCAAAGGUGUCUACCCAUCAGACAGUGGAGUGUACUGGUGUGAGUCUGACAGGGGGGAGUGCAGCAACACCAUCAACAUCAGAGUGACAACUGGUGUGAUCCUGGAGAGCCCUGCUGUUCCUCUGACUGAGGGAGACAGUGUGACACUAAACUGCUCCUAUAAAGAAAAAUAUGCAAAAGAGUCUACAUCCAAUUUCAGUACUGCAUUCUACAGAAAUGGUGCUUUUAUUGGAAAAAGGUCUGAAGGAAGGUUGAGGCUUAUCCAUGUGUCCAAGGAGAACGAAGGCUUCUACAAGUGUGAACAUCCCACAAAAGGACAGUCACCAGAGAACUGGCUGGAAGUGAGAGGGAAUAAGAUCCCAGCGACCACCCCUGAUACUACUCCUCCUCCUCCUCCUCCGAUCGCUCUGCCCAACCUGGUGAGCAUGAUCCUGCUGUUCAUCCUGUACAGUUGUAUACUCAUACUGUCUGUGUACACCUACAGGAAGUGGGCUCAAGCUCGAGCUGAGGCUAAAAGGAAAUGGCGUGAUCAUCUGUAACUCAAGGGAGUGAAGAAGAUGAAUAUCAAUCAAAAUAUCACUGGGAUUAAAGCAAUAGUCUUACACUGUUCUUAUUAUCCUUUAUAACCUCUCAGCAGCAAUGAUGUUAGAUUUUAUAUUAAUCUAACAUUAUAUAAACUGAACAGAAAACUGUCUCAUUUUUGCAUUUGAUGAAGUUUUUUUAAAAGAACAAAACAAUGAAUGUCAUGAUGUUAAUAAGAAGCACUCCGAGAGUGCAAACCUUCACCAAGGCAGCUCACUCUCCGGGCAGUAUUUGUUGUUAGUAUUGUACAUGCAAAAUAGUAUAUUGUUUUUUAUAAACCUACUUUAAGAGAUAUAUCAUGUACUUGUUUAUAAUA